UCUCGUGUUAAAUUAAGUCAAUUAAUAAAUGGAGACACAUUAAGCAAUCAAUUUUGUCAGCCUAUCUCCCCAGCAUUAUGUGUGGCUGGCUGUAAUCACAAGAUAAAUGCAGUGUGCUGAUCUAUGGUAAUGUUCAAUAAUACAUUCUCCGCCAGGCUCAAUUCAUCAGGGAGUUUCAGUAGGGGAGGUAUUUGUUAUUGGCUGUCUCUGAACCUCAAGGAUAACAUUUCUGUCCUUUUGAUUGGCUGCCUCGCUGCUGCAAGAUUCUAACCGUCUUAUUUUGAUGAUGAAUAUGAAGGCGCGCUAAGCCGGGCUGGAGCGGAGUGUCUCGGAGGCUGUGCUCCAUUCAGAGCCCAAGGACUUACAGCUUCCUCCGCUGCCUUCCUGUGCCAACGACCCCCCAAAAGUUGUGAUGCUUUUCUUUACACAGUGCUUUGGGGCUGUGUUGGAUCUCAUUCACCUCCGGUUUCAGCACUACAAGGCUAAACGGGUUUUCUCUGCUGCUGGGCAACUUGUCUGUGUGGUCAACCCCACCAACAAUCUAAAGUAUGUGUCUAGUAGACGGGCCAUCACUCAGAACUCUGCUGAGCAAGGUAGCUUCCACCCGCACCAUCUUCCCCACCACCAUCGCCACCACUGUCACCACAACCACCUUUAUCAGCAUGCCCGUCCUCACCACCUCCACCACCAGGAGCCCGGGCUGCACAGCACUCAGGUGACACCCUGCAUUUGCCCCCUGUUCUCCUGCCAAUGGGAAGGGCACCUGGAGGUGGUGGUCCCUCACCUGCGGCAAAUCCACAGGAUCGACAUCCUGCACGGAGCGGAGAUAGUGUUCCUGGCCACGGACAUGCACCUCCCUGCGCCAGCUGAUUGGAUCAUCAUGCACUCCUGCCUCGGCCAUCACUUCCUGCUGGUGCUCAGGAAACAGGAACGGCAUGAAGGGCACCCUCAGUUCUUUGCUACCAUGAUGCUGAUUGGGACCCCCACCCAGGCCGACUGCUUCACCUAUCGCCUGGAGCUCAACAGAAACCACAGGCGUCUCAAAUGGGAGGCCACCCCGAGAUCCGUCCUGGAGUGUGUGGACUCAGUCAUCACAGACGGGGACUGCCUGGUUCUCAACACCUCACUGGCCCAGCUCUUCUCUGACAAUGGCAGCCUCGCCAUUGGAAUCGCCAUCACCGAGACGGAGGUCAGAGCCAGGGAUGCUGCUGAGAUGUGAGACCAGGAGCGGCCGGAUCUCCUGUGCACCUCGGACCUCUAGACAGCAGGACCUAUUGAUUACCCUUCUUUCUUUUCUUUCUUUUUCGUCUCAGGUAAUUUGAGGUAUUAGUAUUCGUCUGCCAUGGGCAUUAUAUUAUGUAAACAACUGUGAUUCAAGAUCUUGGUGUGAAAUCUGUCCUGUGUUGUUGGUAAAAUUUUGUAGAACAUUCAGAAGAGUCUACCAGAAUAGUUAUUUCCCACCAUUGUUAGUUCUUUUUUUCACUGCCUCCAAAGGGAACAAGUACCACAGUUACCAAGAAGCAGAGCACUGGAGUUAAAGGCUCCCAAACACAUCCUUCUUUCCCUCUUCCGGCUGCUUCAGAAAGAGCCUGCCUUGUCAUGGGUGAGGCAGCAUGUCCUCGGGAGAAAACCCUGACAGCC
This is a messenger RNA of Rattus rattus (black rat), 1641 nucleotides long. It is a transcript of the gene Siah3, whose product is annotated as siah E3 ubiquitin protein ligase family member 3. Gene Ontology annotation, cellular component: cytoplasm. Gene Ontology annotation, molecular function: ubiquitin protein ligase activity; ubiquitin conjugating enzyme binding. Bases 413 to 1219 code for a protein of 268 amino acids. NCBI's taxonomy places the organism in Eukaryota, Metazoa, Chordata, Mammalia, Rodentia, Muridae. The transcript has 2 exons. Gene Ontology annotation, biological process: proteasome-mediated ubiquitin-dependent protein catabolic process; multicellular organism development. The record is from RefSeq and is a predicted model, not a curated record.